GCCAAAAAAACUUCCUCUCAUCAGAAAAUGGAGGCUCCUUUCCCGGCAAAUCAACCUUCUCCCUUGCAUUAUUCGCUUGUAUCUCCUGCCCUUUUCUCCAACCAGAUUGUUCCUGAGAACUAUGUUAGUUGGACUGAAACCCCAGAGGCACACGUUUACUCUGCUGAUCUUCCCGGUGUGAGGAAGGAGGAGAUAAAAGUGGAAGUUGAAGACUCGAGAUAUCUUAUAAUUAGGACCGAGGGAAUCAAUGAUUCGACGGAGCCAACCAAGAACUUCAUGAGGAAAUUCCGACUGCCUGGUUCGGUAGAUAUCGAUGGAAUAUCAGCUAAAUAUGAAGAUGGGGUCUUGAAAGUAACCGUGCCAAGGUCUUUCAGGAGGGCUGGUUUCUAUAUAGACCCUGCGGAUGUGCCUGAUAGAGUUGAGGUUCUUGCAAGGGCUGCCUGAAGUUGGAACCGGUGUCCUAGUCAAUGAUUAGAUUUUAUUAUAUUGUAGGCCUCUUUUUGUGGUCUGGGAAUUGACCCUGGGGAACAUUUCUGUAACAAAAGUUGAUUCCAAGUAAGAAAGGUUGAAUUAGGCGU
Molecule: messenger RNA, 578 nt
Organism: Hibiscus syriacus
Lineage: Eukaryota; Viridiplantae; Streptophyta; Magnoliopsida; Malvales; Malvaceae
Product: 15.4 kDa class V heat shock protein-like
Exons: 2
Coding region: 28-444 (138 amino acids)
Biological process (GO): response to heat; response to hydrogen peroxide; protein complex oligomerization
Source: RefSeq, a predicted model, not a curated record